Messenger RNA from Mercenaria mercenaria, 1886 nucleotides. RefSeq lists its product as uncharacterized. NCBI's taxonomy places the organism in Eukaryota, Metazoa, Mollusca, Bivalvia, Venerida, Veneridae. The transcript is spliced from 2 exons. The record is from RefSeq and is a predicted model, not a curated record. The coding region runs from base 80 to 1177 and encodes 365 amino acids.
AUCUGAAAGCGAACCGGCCACUAUAGAAACAAACCAAAUAGAUGUCAAAAUACCCGAGAGUGUUCGCGAUAAACCAAGAAUGACAAGAAGAUUAUUACCUGCAUCUAAAGCCACUGACACCAAGCUGAGUCAUCUGAGUGGACCACACGACUCUAGCAGUAGUUCUGAAACGAAUGUCAAGGUCAAAGUUACUAAGCGGCCGAAAAAAGGAAACGAAUAUUGCCUAUCUAAGGCCAUACAAGCACAUGUAAUGCAGCUUGUGGAUACCAUGCCAUUUAGCGAGUGUGAACUUGCAGAUGAAGUUGUUAAAACAGGUUGUGUAACAGAGGACGAGUGCAAAGCUAUACGAGAAAACAAGGACAGGAAAACACAAGUACGAGAUAUUAUUUUGUUAGUAAAAACAAGAAGUUAUGAAACAAUGGAAAAGUUUUUAAACUCUGCAAAGAGACACUGUCCUACAACUGUCGAUAGUAUAUGGGAACGAUAUGAAAGAAACAUUAACGAAAACCGAAAGCCAAAGAGACCAUGUCCUUUUUGUAAUAUAAAGAUGGCAGUUGAUAUUCGUAGGGUCGUAGACGGCUUAUGGGGAGCCGAAAUUAUUGAUGAUACGCUUGUUCGGGAAAUAAUGUCAAGUAGGGAUGUCGUUGGACGACAGGACAAAUACUGGGAUGCCAUUCUUGAUGCAUGUUGCAAGAACAAACUGAAAGGAUUACCUAGUUUGUACAAAGCUUUGGAAUCUAACGGACAUUACACGCACAUUGUCCAAGGGCUUCGUUAUCAUUUUCAUUACAACGAACACUGGUUCUGCACAUGUUCUUCUUCUAUCUUAAAUUUACCUUGUGCAAAAAGUCGAACGUCGUCUUUCAACAGUGAAACAUCCGAAAUGCCAGCGUCUUCACCUUCAGAAGAUGAAUUAAACGUCAUUGAUCUCGAUGAUGAACCGGACGAAGUGAAUGAUAAAGGAAAAGGUUCAAAAGUCAACUCAGUUAAUUCGGUACCAUGUGAAGCAAUGUCGAGCAAAGGUAGCAUUGCCUGUGUCAGCAGAAACACGUACGACCCACCAAGACAAAAUAUCCGAGGCAAUUCACGUCCUUUUAACUACUCAGGGUGGAGGAAACUUGUAUUUUUGUGUUUUCCAAAACAAUCUACGACCAUAGAAGAAGAAACAGACUCUUAACGACUGGGCAAGUUCGACGCAGACGUAUUAAUGUUUUUGCUAUCAAAUUUUGUAAACAAGUGUUAUUUCUACUUAAGUUCAGGGCUAGUCAAUGUUUGUAAUCGUGGGGCUGAUGGAUAAAAAGGCCAAAUAAACAGAUACGCGUACAUUUGUUUGUCAAAAGUCUAACUGUAAUAUUAAGUGUAUAAAUGACCCAAAAUUUCUUUAAUAAUAAAAGUGACAAUGCAUUAAUAAAUAAAAUAAAAACAUUGAUAAACCUAAUCAAUUAGAAUUUAUUAUAUAUGAUUCAAAUAAAAUGUAUGCCCAUAAUGCCAUUUGAAACAUAAAAGCAGGAAACAAAUGGAAAGAUUUUUUUUUGAAAAUCGUGACAUUAACUGGAAGUGUAUAUAUACAGGACCGCUUACAAUUACUAUUGGUACAACACUUCGAAGUUUUCAGUGAAGAUUCUUAAUGCAUUUGUUACCAACAAACAAAUAUUAAUAUACAUGUAAAUUGGUAUCCAGUAAUCUGUGUGAUUUCUGCUACAUGAACAUUGAAACAACCGUGCAUCUGUAUUGGGAGUGCCAGCACGUGCAGGCUUUAUGGAAUUACUUAACAAUAUUUUCCAAACUAAAAUUAUCCCUUAUACAGUCAAUUUUGAAGAUGUCUGUUUCGGUUGAAUAGGAAAUACUAAAAGGAAAAAAAAAACGCAAUAAAUUUUGUUAUUAUA